Messenger RNA from Prorocentrum cordatum, 2176 nucleotides. The record is from the annotation of a GenBank genome assembly. Lineage: Eukaryota; Dinophyceae; Prorocentrales; Prorocentraceae.
GCACGACCUCGCCGUUAUUACCUUGGCGCUCGAUCCCGCGACGACGUUGGAUAUCCCGCCUCACCUUUGCUGGAUGCGGAAGAAGCUGGGCGUGGUAAAGGCAACUGAUGCCAAACAGUUUUUCACGCUCAUCUCUACCCGGGCCUUGCGUGCAGUCGGACUCGCUCCUGCCGCCAUCUGCGAAGAGCAGCAGCAGCUCUUCGCGGACCGCCUUUCGCAUGCUCUCCGCAUCAAGACUGAGGACAAGCGCGCGGCCGCGUUGGCCGCUCUGACGGCUGACGACGAGGAUUUCGACUACGAUUUCGAAGAUGAAGUCUCCGAGUGGUGGGCUGCGUUCCAGGUGAUCUACAGCGCCAAGAAUGUCACGUACCCCUCUGUGGCCGACGUGGUGGAGCACCUGAGCGACGCCAUUGUGAUUAUUGAGGGUGCGCUCCCUGCGAAGAAACAGGCUGGGACGCAGUUGGGGACUGCGCUAAACAUGUGGAACCCUGGGCAGUUGAUCUUCCGCGAGGCCAAGGAGCUGCUGGAGAAGGCCAAGGCCAUUGUUUCAGCCAUCGAGCCCGUCAACGAGAAGAUCGCUGUCCUCAACGCCAGCGUGACGCAGUGCCUGCCAGACGUUUUUUCGCGUGAUCUACAUUGGCUGGAUGGGGCCGUUGAUUCGGCCAAGGCAGUCGUGGAGUCUCUCGCCUCGCUGUCCCAUUGCAUUCCCGCUUGCGUUCCCAACAAUAAUGACUCCAAGAUCGUGACGGCGAUGACCAAGUGGAUCGACUUUCUCAUUCAGGGUUGGGCUACCGUGCUGUCCCCGAUCCUGGUCAAUACAACGACAGGGGCUUCGCUUGCCAAGUGGGUCGAGGACACCGGGGACCGCCGCCGCUUGCUUGAGAAGUACACCGAGGCAACGGCCAAACACAAAAAGCAUAUCCCGAUGAUUGAGGCCAAGACCAAUGCCAUCCAGCAGUUGUGCAGCAUCGGGGAGGCCUUGAGCCGUUGGCAUUCGCUCUCGAGCUCGGGGGCCGCGAGCAAUGCUACACCAGCUGACUACAAGUCUGUCCUGUCAAUCAUCGCGACCAACUUGAAACCGAUCCACAAGGAUGCAGUGCAGUUCUUCGCCGACCCAGAGGCUCCGCUGGCCCUGCUGGCGUCGCCCGUGCUGGGCUCUGCAGGCGAGCGCAUGCAGGAGAUGACGACGGUUGCAAUUGAGAUGAGCGGCCCCAUCCUCAUGCCCAUCCUCGACCACGUGCUCCUUGUUCUCGGCGCUGCGUGCUGUGAGAAGCCGUGGUCAUGGAACGAUCUUGACGAGGGCGGAGUCUCAGCCGUCGCGGAGGCGAAGCACCCGGUGAACAUCAUCGCGGAUGGGCUCCAGUUUGCCUUGGACAUCGGCGACGAGACGUUGCAUCGCCAGCUGUCCUUCGCCGUCUCGGCCAGCCAGACGUUCCAAGCGGUGGCUACAUUGGCGAAGUAUAAGCACGUGCGCGCAGCGGCCAAGACCUUCAAGGACUUGCUCUUGGAAAGCUCCGCGGUGGCUCAGUGGAAGGAGUUGAACGCCCGCUGGGACAGCCUGCAGAGGAUCGACCUCGCGACGCUGGUUCACGGGGUGUCGUCGGACUUGAAGGCCGACAAGGGUGGCUCGCUUCGUUUCCACAUCGGGACCUUCGACAAGCGCCUGAACCAUGAGUGCAUCAUGCAGUCUUUCGAGAAGGACAUCUUGGACUUGAAGGCUUUCUACAAGGCAGCCGUCGAGCAAGAUCUCCUGUCGAUGGCGGGCAACCUUGAAGCCGAGGUCCCAGUGCAUUCCAGCACGGCCAUUCUGGGGAACACCGAUCAGAUGGAUGCUGUGAUUGGCGCUGACCACGCCGCCAUGACUUCCGUCUCCAUGAUCCUGAAGGGCGUGAUGAAGGUGGUGUUGGGCUUCAACAAGACGUUCACUGUGGCCAGUCUUGAGGUGGUUCAGCGGGCCUCAGCUGCUGCCGACAACGCCCUCGCCACAGUGGCGCUUGCCGCGGACAUCGCGAAGUCUGGAUGGUCACCGUCCGAGGAGAUCGACGAAUUGUUGUCCUCAUGGGCCGCCGGGUUGUACCUCGACCGCGAGAAAGACCAGGAGGAGGAGGCCAACAAGGAGGAUAUCGAUAAGCUUGACGCCGAGCUCUUCGAGGAUCCCAGACGACAAACGGGAUGA